Messenger RNA from Ixodes scapularis (black-legged tick), 453 nucleotides. RefSeq lists its product as uncharacterized. The transcript is spliced from 5 exons. The record is from RefSeq and is a predicted model, not a curated record. Bases 1 to 453 code for a protein of 150 amino acids. NCBI's taxonomy places the organism in Eukaryota, Metazoa, Arthropoda, Arachnida, Ixodida, Ixodidae.
AUGAAAGGCUUAUACUUUUUAAUUUUGGUUGCAAAACUAGCUGCAGAAGGAUAUGCUUCAAGAGGAAAUAAGUCAACGGACUUUAAACAAAGGUUACAAUACCAAGCCACUUGCAGUUCUUAUGUUCUGAAGAAUUCCAAGGUUGAGAAUGACCUAUCGAAGGAAGAUCCUCCCAUACCGGUUCCAUUACCGUGCUGGAGUCAUAUAAAAAACGUAGGAGCCAUAUUUUGCCUACUCACUGGAAGCGAUGGUUAUUCAAGAUUUGAUUGGACGUCCUGUCAGCUGCAAUGCAUAAACAGCGAUUUCCAACUGGACUUACCAUUUGAAAAUUUUAAUCCGGAUGAAUUAGUUAUAUGCCCCUCUGAAGUGCAAUUAGUACUAAAAAAAUGGGAGCGGACAUGGAAUGACAGAAAACAAAGAGCUACAAAAAACUUGUGCAAACAGGGCACGUGA